UCAGCAACCAUUUGACCCGCUGCCACGAUUUGAUGACAAUCACAAGCACUGCUUGGCAUAACAGUUCAGCAGUGGCAAUCUCCAUUCUCCGCCGGGUUUCUCUAUUGCAUUUCCAAUCCUUCACCGUCUCCUCAAGUCCCUCCUUUGCACCUCACUUCCCACCAUCAACACCCAGAACCUUUGCCGUUUCAAUGGCCAAGCCAUCGGGCAGUGGAGUGGUUCGCUUCAAAGUCUCUCCCUCAACCGCUUGCGUUAUUCAGAAGGGUGACAUCACAAAGUGGUUCAUCGACGGUUCUUCUGACGCCAUUGUCAAUCCAGCAAAUCAGGUAAUGCUUGGAGGUGGUGGUGCUGAUGGAGCCAUACAUAAUGCUGCUGGGCCAGAUCUCAUACAAGCAUGUUAUUCUGUCCAAGAAGUCCAACCUGGAAUCCGUUGUCCAACUGGAGAAGCAAGGAUUACGCCAGGUUUUCAGUUGCCAGCAUCUCAUGUAAUCCAUACUGUUGGACCCAUCUACAAUGCUAGUAGAAACCCCCAGGCCCUAUUGAGAAGCGCAUAUAGAAAUUCCUUGGCCGUGGCAAAGGAGAAUAACAUUCAAUAUAUUGCUUUUCCUGCCAUAUCCUGUGGUGUAUUUCGAUAUCCUUACGAUGAAGCUGCCACAAUAGCCUUAUCUACCAUUAAAGAGUUUUCCCAGGGCCUGAAAGAAGUGCACUUUGUCCUUUAUGCUCCUGAUAUUUACGAUGUUUGGUUGGACAAGGCAAAUGAACUGCUCGAGCACUAGUGCAGGCUGCGUUGGUAAUCGUAUCAUUCACCUUCGCCCUUUAAAGCUUUUGUGUCGUAUUCAUCUCAACAAAAUCAUGCUUUCUCAUCAAAUUAUCUGGGUUAUUCAAUAAACUUUGGAUCGUUUCUAUAAUGUAGAGUGCUAAAAAUACGUGCUUGAAUCUUCAUAAAUCUAACCGCUGUUAGCUUGUCUAUAUAUUUAAUGCUUGAAAAUGGUUUCUUGAUCAAACAAUGAAGAUAAUGAAGAAUCUAGUGGAUCUCAUGAGAUCAAUUUGUUGA
Molecule: messenger RNA, 1054 nt
Organism: Cucumis sativus (cucumber)
Lineage: Eukaryota; Viridiplantae; Streptophyta; Magnoliopsida; Cucurbitales; Cucurbitaceae
Product: macro domain-containing protein VPA0103
Exons: 7
Coding region: 33-776 (247 amino acids)
Source: RefSeq, a predicted model, not a curated record